This is a messenger RNA of Rotaria sp. Silwood1, 936 nucleotides long. Lineage: Eukaryota; Metazoa; Rotifera; Eurotatoria; Philodinida; Philodinidae. The record is from the annotation of a GenBank genome assembly.
AUGGCAAUAUCAGAAACAUCAUUAAGUCGUUCAAUUAAAUUUUGGAUUUUACUUGUUUUUCAAAUUCCAUCGAUUCUAUGUUCUAUUUUUGUUUUAUAUAAUAUGUUUACUUUACAAAUAUAUCGUCGUGCAUUAGCUAAUCAUGUUAUAAUAGCAAUGCUUAUUGUUAGUAUUUUAUCUAUUACAAUUGAUCUUUCAUUAACACUUAAUUAUCUACGUGAAGGUAUUGUUAAUCCUCAAUCAGUAUCAUUUUGUUUGUUUUGGAUGUAUAUUGAUUAUUCAUUAUAUGCAAGUGGAAUGCUUUUAACAACAUGGGCAUCAUUUGAACGACAUAUUCUUGUUUUUGCUUCACAAUAUUUUCGUUCAUCAUAUAAAAUUAUUCUUGCUCAUUAUUUACCAAUUAUAUUUUGUUUAAUUUAUCCAUUUAUUUUCUAUAUUUAUACAAUACCUUUUUAUAUAUGUGAAAAUGAUGUAGUACAUUUUCAUAUAAUACUUUGUGGUUCACCAUGUUUUAAACGUGAAUCAUAUAUAUUGAAUUGGUAUGAUAUGUUAAUGCAUAGUGUAUUACCAUGUGCAUUUAUAGUAACAUUUAGUUUAGCUUUAUUAAUUCGAGUUAUAAAACAAAAACGUCGUUUACAACGAAAAUUAUUUUCAUGGAGAAAACAACGUCGAAUGAUUAUACAAUUACUAUCAAUUACUUGUCUAUAUAUUAUUAUAAAUAUACCAUUAUUUAUUAUUAUUUUUAUUCAACAAUGUUGUUUAAAGACAUUUGCUGUUGUUGAACAUGAUCUGUAUUUGUUUUAUUUAUAUUAUUUUUUAUUAAUAUUUUUACCAUUUGUAUGUCUUGGAUCACUCGGCAAUUUACGAGAAAAAUUUAGAAGAUUUAAACCUUGUUGUAAAAAAAGUUCAAUACAAGCACCAGUUAUGAACGGUUGA